CCUAUCGUAUCCAAUCCGCAUCUCUAGCCGCACCAUCGAGGCAUCGGUGUCGUGUAUCGUCUUUGUUCAAUGCAGAUAAACUCAACUGCUGGCGCAACAUUCUGAAUAAGCUCUCCACGUGAUCUACCUUGUUCUUUCAUCACAUGACGUCGAUUUAUGGAAUCAGGCACUCAACAUUCAAGCAGAAGCAAAGCAGCAGAAACAAGAAGAGAAGAAGACGAAGACGAAGCAGGCAGUGGAUGCGCAUCGGAGAGACUGCUGUUGAGCCCCUGUUAUCUCGCUGACCAGCCUGACGCUCUGGUGCGUUGACAGCUACAGCUACAUCUACAGCUCUAAACAUCCCAAGCUUCUUCCUCAGUGUCGUCAUCAUGGCAAGCUGGUUCACAUCGUCGUCCCCGCUGGACGAUCAAGUUGAGAAGGCCACGUCCUCUAGCUUGUAAGUGAUAAGUUUGGAUAUGGCUAGCGGCUGUUAACAGUUACUAGGGAGGAUAUCGCUUUGAACCUGGAGAUUUCCGACCUGAUUCGAUCCAAGACAGUGCAGCCCAAGGAGGCUAUGAAAGUGCUGAAGCGCAGGCUGGAGACGAAGAAUCCUAACGUUCAGCUCGCGACGCUUAAGGUCUGUGUGUUGAUCUGAGAUGUCUUGCUCCGUUGUAGGAUCUUGAUCGCUAACCGGGGCUCUUUGCUUAGCUGACCGAUACCUGCGUGAAGAAUGGCGGUCGGCAUUUUCUCGUCGAGAUCGCAUCUCGAGAAUUUAUGGAUAACCUCGUUUCCUUACUCAAAACCGAAGGCCCAAAUGCCUUAAACCUUGAUGUCAAGACCAAGAUGCUGGAGCUCAUACAGAACUGGGCCAUGGCCGCUCAGCCCAGGAACGACCUAUCUUACAUCGCCGAAACCUAUCGGAAACUACAGAACGACGGAUAUAAUUUCCCACCAAAGACUGAGAUCUCAAGCACUAUGCUGGAUAGUGAUGCCCCCCCUGAGUGGAUUGACUCAGAUGUAUGCAUGCGAUGUCGCACUGCAUUUACAUUUACCAACCGCAAACAUCAUUGUCGCAACUGCGGGAACGUUUUCGAUGCUCAGUGUUCUAGCAAGACCCUUCCACUGCCGCAUCUUGGGAUAAUUCAACCUGUUCGGGUGGACGAUGGCUGUUAUGCAAAACUUACAUCGAAAUCAACCAGCGCAGCCGCUCGUUCGUUUAGUAAUUCAUUAAACACACCAGCAGUUCCGGCGAAUAAGCCCCGCAUGGAACCUCGGAGUGCGUAUGCUGAUAACGAUUUUGACGAAGAUUUGAAGCGGGCGCUACAGAUGAGCUUGGAGGAUUCAAAGGGGCGACAGUCCUCUGGUUAUGUUCCACAACCCAGAUCCACAUACGCGUCGCCAAAGGUACAAGUUAGCGCCCCGAAAAAUGAUGAGGAAGAAGACGCAGAUCUCAAAGCUGCUAUUGAAGCAUCGUUAAAGGACGUGGAAGAGCAAAAGCGAAAGCAUACCGCGGCCCUGAAGAGCUCUGCAUAUAGCGACAAGCCGGAAUCCAGCAAAUCUUCCGCAGUUUUGCCGAAAAAGGAUUAUGAGUUGACACCCGUCGAAGCUGAAAAUAUCAACUUGUUAGCCACCCUUGUGGACCGGCUACAACACCAACCUCCAGGAACCAUUUUACGAGAACCCCAAAUUCAAGAAUUAUACGAAAGUAUUGGUGCUCUACGACCAAAGCUCGCUCGAACGUACGGUGAAACGGUCAGCAAAUAUGAUACACUUCUUGACCUUCAUGCUAAAUUAUCGACGGUUGUGCGAUAUUAUGACCGCAUGCUGGAAGAACGACUCUCAAAUACAUACUCGCGCCAGACUUUGAAUGCAUAUGACAGUGUUCGUCCCCAGUCGGGUUCCAACUUCUACCCAUCUAUGACCCAGCAUAACACAGGUGGCCAUGAAGGCGCCGAAAACUUCUAUCUUGGAGCCGGCGCACCAUCCGAACUCCACCAGUCGCAAUACCCGCCUACCCAGUACCCGCCACCAUCUGCAACCUCUCACCAAACUGUCUACACCCCUCCUGCUCCGACAAACGGACAGAAUCCUAACUAUAACUACAUGUCACCCGCCCUACAGCCACCCCUACAACAUCACCAGCAGCAACAGCCGCCUCCACCACAGCAGCAAGCAGCUUCAAAACCUGUUGUAGAGGAAAGUCUGAUCGAACUUUGACCAAAAAUGAUAACCUGCGAAAUUAGUACUUCGUGAACUUUAUGAUAUGCCAUCUAUCUACCCAAGCAUAAUCUAUUGUUAAUCACUAAGAAGAUUGCAACAUGUAUCUCUUUUAAUCUCUUCCUUUGCUGAAGCAUAUUACCUACUCUGGGGUAUUCAAUAGAGGUUGGAGAUUAACAUCAUCAUCAUCCUUCUCUCCUAUAGAGAAGUCCCAAGACCCCACUUUGUAAUGCUUAUAAAUAGGACAAUGAUAGUAUUAUUGGAUUUGUAUCUCAUAACCUUAAUAUAACUUUGGACAACCCCGCGCUAAUAGACGCUGUAGCCGCAGGCCAAGAACUCU
Molecule: messenger RNA, 2536 nt
Organism: Trichophyton rubrum CBS 118892
Lineage: Eukaryota; Fungi; Ascomycota; Eurotiomycetes; Onygenales; Arthrodermataceae
Exons: 4
Coding region: 754-2196 (480 amino acids)
Biological process (GO): protein targeting to vacuole; protein transport to vacuole involved in ubiquitin-dependent protein catabolic process via the multivesicular body sorting pathway
Cellular component (GO): ESCRT-0 complex
Molecular function (GO): metal ion binding; ubiquitin binding; phosphatidylinositol-3-phosphate binding
Source: RefSeq, a predicted model, not a curated record